ACCUCUGCCUUGUUGCUUUUCACUUAUAAUUAACAACUUUCAUCAUCUUCACGUGCUUUAGGCUUCAUAAACCAGUGAGCUAGAAGUGCACUUUGCAGAUCCCUCAUCACUUCUCUUUGAUGGAUCUAGACUUUGAAUAUCAAGAGGAAUAUUGGAAGAAUUCAAGGGGAGUGCAACUCUUCACUUGCAAAUGGGUGCCUUUCUCUUCUCCAAGGGCCCUCGUUUUCCUCUGCCAUGGUUAUGGCAUGGAGUGCAGUCGUUUCAUGAGAGAAUGUGGGGUACGGCUAGCGUGUGCCAAAUAUGCUGUGUUCGGAAUCGAUUAUGAAGGGCAUGGAGGUUCUGAAGGAGCUCGUUGUUACAUUAAGAAGUUUGAUAACAUCGUUAACGAUUGUUAUGACUUUUUCAAGUCAGUUAGCGAGCUCCCAGAGUACAAGGGAAAGGGUAGGUUCUUGUAUGGAGAGUCCAUGGGAGGGGCAGUGAGCCUACUUUUACAUAGAAAGGACCCUUCAUUCUGGGACGGUGCGGUUCUCAUCGCCCCCAUGUGUAAGAUAUCAGAGAAGGUGAAGCCACACCCGGUGGUGGUCAACAUAUUGACUAAAGUGGAAGACAUAAUCCCAAAGUGGAAGAUUGUUCCCACAAAGGAUGUCAUCAAUUCAGCCUUCAAAGACCCUGCCAAACGCGAAAGGAUAAGAAAAAACAAGUUGAUAUACCAGGACAAACCCAGGUUAAAAACAGCAUUAGAAAUGUUGAGAAUCAGCAUUAGCCUUGAAGACAGCUUAUAUAAGGUGACUCUGCCGUUUUUUGUAUUGCAUGGAGAAGCAGACACAGUGACUGACCCAGAAGUAAGCAGGGCAUUAUAUGAGCGAGCAAGUAGCAAAGAUAAGACCAUAAAAUUGUACCCGGGAAUGUGGCAUGGCUUAACUUCGGGGGAAACGGAUGACAACAUCGAAAAAGUCUUUGCAGAUAUUAUAAUGUGGCUAGACAUGCACACGAGCAAUGCCACUUGUGAGUCCCCAAAACAAUUUGAGACUACUUAUAACUAUGGCAUUGAGAGAUUGACCACAGUUGCAUCACAAGCAAAGAUUCUGCAGCAACAAAGGAAGGGGCGAAGAAGCUAUCUGUGUGGGUUGAAAAGAAGCCGUUUGCAACACCACUCUGCAAUUUAGAUUGUUAUCCAAGGGACUGUGACUAUGUACCUAUAUAAUGUUUUAUUAUGACCAUCUUCCCCAUGGUUUCAUAAUUGAUAGGAGUCUAAAUUGUUUACAAAAGUAAAGCGAAAUGUGGCAAUGCUCCAAAUAGCGUCGUUCCAGAAAUUUUUCAAAGGGAACAUCAAAAUAACAUUCGGGGAGCUGGUGUGUGGGCAACAUUGCAAAGAUUAAAACCUGGAAGAAAAUAAAUUUGAAUCAAACCAAUCUUGACUAUGCAA
Molecule: messenger RNA, 1426 nt
Organism: Cajanus cajan (pigeon pea)
Lineage: Eukaryota; Viridiplantae; Streptophyta; Magnoliopsida; Fabales; Fabaceae
Product: caffeoylshikimate esterase
Source: RefSeq, a predicted model, not a curated record